Messenger RNA from Monopterus albus (swamp eel), 2148 nucleotides. RefSeq names its product doublecortin domain-containing protein 2-like. NCBI's taxonomy places the organism in Eukaryota, Metazoa, Chordata, Actinopteri, Synbranchiformes, Synbranchidae. The coding region runs from base 1 to 2148 and encodes 715 amino acids. Gene Ontology annotation, molecular function: protein kinase activity; ATP binding. The record is from RefSeq and is a predicted model, not a curated record. The transcript is spliced from 15 exons. Gene Ontology annotation, cellular component: microtubule; microtubule organizing center; kinocilium. Gene Ontology annotation, biological process: intracellular signal transduction; neuron migration; regulation of cilium assembly.
AUGAACACACAUCUCCAAGAACAGUACAACAACUUCAGCACCAUCAAGUGGUUUCAAGGAGGAAUCGCAUUAAGAGUUAGUCUAGCAUGUAGCUCAAGCCAGAGCAGAAGUUCAUUUGGGUCUUUUGACCCUGACUGUUGGGACGCCCUCUCAACAUGCCCCAGUGGGGCAGGAAGUCUGCUGCCAGCUGGACCGAGACGGCGUGACUGGGGGUUCUGGAAUGGGGAUCCGUACUACGAGGCUCGCCGGAUAGUGAUAAAUCAAAAGAGGGUGGCCAACUUUGAGACUUUGCUGAGAGAAGUGACCGGCGGAAUACAAGCUCCGUUUGGAGCGGUGAGAAACAUCUACACCCCGAGGGGAGGCCACAAGGUGGACUGUUUGGACAGCCUGCAGAGCGGGGAGCAGUACGUCGCUGCUGGGAGGGAGAGAUUCAAAAAGAUGGACUACCAACAGAUUGGAUCCCGAAAGAAGAAUAGAUUGCAGAGUCUUCCAAUGCAGGCUAGACCACUGCCACAGAAUCGACUCACUGUUUCACCACGAUUCCUCAAACCGAUCAAGGAGCCAUGUACAAUAUUUGUGGUAGCAAACGGCGACAUCUUGAACCCAGCAAUGAGGCUGUUGAUCCAGCAACGGAUUCUGUGCCAGUUUGACAGAAUUCUAGAGAUGAUCACAGAGAAGAUGGGGUUGAGAGUUCUGGGUGGUGUUCGAAGUCUUUACACUUAUGAAGGCCACCAGGUGACUGAUGGGAGUCAGCUGGAGAGCGGUCAGCUUUAUGUGGCUGUAGGAAGAGAAAAGUUUAAGAGGCUGGCCUACAGUGACCUACUUUUCACCAAGCCACGAGGCACAAGGAGGGUCAACGGUAUACUGACCCAAGUCUAUACUGAAAUGAAAGGUUAUUCUCUACCACCCAUCUACAGAUCCCCCAAGCAAAAUGGAAACAGUAAGUCCACAACUCGGUGCAGUGAGAAUGGAGAUGGAGACUCCAAGGCCUCUCCCCCAGACCACAAUGGCAACAGCAAGGAACACCUAGUCUCACUCGUCAGAGAGAUCUCUCAAGCCAGACUUAUGUCCCUGAGGAAGAUGAGGAGUGGACAAAGCAUGACCCUCGAUGUGACUGACAAUGGAAAUGCAGAUGACCUAGAUUCAAAAGCUGAUGAUGGAAACACUGACGACAAACCCCCUCAGGACCAGCCAGUUGAUGAGAAUCCUGCAGAAGAAGGAGAGAAGCAAGAGGUCGCUGAUGAAAGCACCACAGAAGACACAAAGGAGGAGAAUGAAGAGACAAAUGGUGAAGAGCAGGGAGGAGAAGAGAAGGAAAAUGAUGAGCAAAAUGAUGAAAGAGAGGAAGAAGCAACAGGCGGGACGCUCCGAUUGUUGGCGGACAUGGUGUCUAUGGAUUUGGCGGGCUUUACCGGAGAGCUAAAAAUAGGCAGCACAAUCUACUGCCAGUCGGGACGAUAUGUUAUACAGGAUUUCAUAGGAGAAGGAAGUUUUGGCAAAGUUGCCAAGUGUUUGAACCUCCUAAAUAAUGAGACUGUAGCCAUCAAAAUCCACAAAAGCCAUCUCAGCAAUGCUGACAUUCAUCAGGAAGUGGACAUGCUACAACAAAUCAGCACUCUCGACCCAGACCAAAACAACUUGGUGGAAUUCAUAGACGCCUUUGAUUGUGAAAACUGCUAUUGUCUGGCCUUUGAAAUGCUAGACAAGAGUCUUUGGGACCUGAUGAAAGAGAGACACUUCCAGCCACUGACGCUUAAUGAAAUCCGCCCGAUCACACAACAAGUACUAAAAGCAUUUAAUGCCCUGAAAGGACUUGGCAUUAUGCAUACCGAUGUGAAAGUGGACAAUAUCAUGCUAGUCAAUCAUCAGGAUCAGCCCUUCAAGGUGAAAUUAAUUGAUUUUGGCCUGGCUCUCCCAGUCAGAAAAGCAAAGGUUGGAAUGACCCUGCAAGCACCCUCAUUCAGGGCGCCAGAGGUGUUCCUGGGUCUUCCCAUAUCGGAAGCCAUCGAUAUGUGGGGACUGGGAUGUGUCAUAGCCUUCCUGUACUUCGGCAACUACCUCUUCCCUGGUGACGCUUCAUAUGAGGAGAUGAAAGCCAUUUGCCAGAUGUUAGAGGAAGCCUUGGUCACUGAAGGAGCUGGCAGCUGA